Pelecanus crispus (Dalmatian pelican) is the source of this 1186-nucleotide messenger RNA. RefSeq names its product cAMP-dependent protein kinase inhibitor alpha (gene PKIA). Gene Ontology annotation, biological process: negative regulation of protein kinase activity. The record is from RefSeq and is a predicted model, not a curated record. Gene Ontology annotation, molecular function: cAMP-dependent protein kinase inhibitor activity. NCBI's taxonomy places the organism in Eukaryota, Metazoa, Chordata, Aves, Pelecaniformes, Pelecanidae.
UGCUAUGUGGAUAUUUGUUAGCAAUGACUGAUGUGGAAUCUACAUAUGCAGACUUUAUUGCUUCAGGAAGAACAGGUAGAAGAAAUGCAUUACAUGACAUACUUGUGUCCUCUCCGGGUGGGAACUCUAGUGAACUGGCCUUAAAGUUAUCGGAACUUGAUAUAAAUAAAGCCGAAGGAGAAGGAGAUGCACAACGAAAUCCAAGUGAGCAAACCGGGGAAGCCCAAGGGGAGGCAGCAAAGCAAGAAAGCUGACAUCCAACUUUGACCGACUGGAGCAGCUGCUGGAUGUUUUCAGACUACAAGAGCAUGCUGGAACAAAUUUGUUUCCAUGAGCAAGCCGGUGGAAAAGAAAGUGCAUGUGUCUUCACUGCUGGAACCCACUCAACACAAUGCUAAAAAUGGGGGUACAAGCUGUGGCAGAAGACAGAAUUUUCUCUACCUCUGUCAUUAGCAAUGGUUGAACAUGUGUUGAUUUUUUGGGAUAGUGUCAUCAGAUGGAUCCCUUCGUAAUGACUACUUGAUGGGAACACUUUUAUGAAAGUAGAACAGGUAAAUCUUGUAGCAAAUGGCCUUUGAAACGUCAGAGGAUCUAAUUGUGUAUCUUAAGAAAAGGCUUGUGUGAUCCUCAGAAUUUAAAAUUCUCUGGCCAAAGUGUUCACCCAUUAAAAGAACUGUAAAGAAAGCACUGUUUUUAGAACUUUCUGUCUGUUUUACAGCUCUGUUAUUUACAAUGGUUUUUGUAUUGUACGACUUAGAUGCUCCACACUGCCCCUUCUCAACUGCUUAUGAAGAAUAUUUCUGUUACUGUGAAUUUUUCUACCGCGCGUUUUGAAAGGGCUGUUUUUGCAUAAUGUGGUGAUGUGCACAUGAUAGAUUUAAAACAUCAACCGCUAAAUUGAUUAUGCCUAAACCUAAAUGACUCGGCAACACUAAUUUGUUACUAGAUCAGCCCUCAAAACGAUUUGUUAAUGUGAAUACUUCAGCGUGUUUUGUGUCCUUGGUACAGUUUUGCCACUUGCCUGUAGUUAGUUGCAUAUCAGAGACUCAAAUUGAAUCUUUUAUGUUACUCUUACCCCUUUUUCUAGUUUUACUCCCAAUUUCUUAAUCUUUCUCUGAGAUAUUUUUUUAAAAUGUUAGUCCAAGUAUUUUAUUGUUAUGGUAGUUUUAAGAAUACAUUUAUAACC